CGGUGGCGGCGCAUGCUCGGAGCGGGGAGCGGCGCUGCCCGCCGGCCCUGAGGGGGAGCGGCGGCCAUGGGCGAGACGGAGAGGCUCCACUAUGUGUACAGCUGCGACCUGGACAUCAACGUGCAGCUCAAGAUAGGAAGUCUGGAAGGGAAAAGAGAACAAAAGAGUUACAAAGCUCUCUUAGAAGAUCCGAUGCUGAAGUUCUCAGGACUGUAUCAAGAUACCUGCUCUGACUUGUAUGUAACUUGUCAGGUGUUUGCAGAGGGGAAACCUCUUGCUCUUCCUGUUAGAACUUCCUACAAGGCUUUUAGCACUAGAUGGAACUGGAAUGAGUGGCUGAAGCUGCCUGUGAAGUAUCCAGACUUGCCUCGCAAUGCACAGGUGGCUCUGACCAUCUGGGACGUGUAUGGACCUGGUAAAGCCGUUCCUGUGGGAGGAACAACGGUCUCACUCUUUGGGAAAUAUGGGAUGUUUCGACAAGGAAUGCAUGACUUGAAAGUCUGGCCCAACGUGGAAGCUGAUGGCUCAGAGCCCACCAAAACUCCCGGGAGAACCAGCAGCACAGUCUCUGAAGAUCAAAUGAGCCGCUUGGCAAAGCUCACUAAGUCUCAUCGGCAAGGUCACAUGGUGAAAGUGGACUGGCUGGACAGACUGACCUUUAGAGAAAUAGAAAUGAUCAAUGAGAGGGAAAAGCGAAGUUCCAAUUUUAUGUACCUGAUGAUUGAAUUCCGCUGCGUCAAGUGUGAUGAUAAAGAAUAUGGAAUAGUUUACUACGAGAAGGACGGUGAUGAGUCAACUCCAAUUCUAACAAGUCCUGAAAUUGUUAAGAUUCCAGAUCCCCAGAUGUCUAUGGAGAAUUUAGUAGAAAGCAAACAUCACAAGCUUGCUCGAAGUUUAAGAAGUGGACCUUCUGAUCAUGACCUGAAGCCUAAUGCAACUACACGAGAUCAGCUUAAUAUCAUAGUGAGUUAUCCACCGACAAAGCAGCUAACUUAUGAGGAACAGGAUUUGGUUUGGAAAUUCAGAUAUUACCUUACUCAUCAGGAGAAGGCCCUGACAAAAUUCUUGAAAUGUGUCAACUGGGAUCUACCACAAGAGGCAAAGCAAGCCCUGGAGCUACUGGGCAAGUGGAAACCCAUGGAUGUGGAAGACUCUCUAGAACUUCUGUCAUCCCACUUCACCAACCCAACAGUUCGGCGCUAUGCUGUUGCCAGGCUCCAGCAGGCUGAUGAUGAGGAUUUGCUGAUGUACCUGCUACAGUUAGUCCAGGCAUUGAAAUAUGAAAAUUUUGAUGACAUAAAAAAUGGACUAGAGCCUAGCAAAAGGGACAGUCAAGGUUCAAUGUCAGAAACUAUGUCAGCCUCUGGAACUAAUGCAGAAAUAGACAGUUCCCAGAUUAUGAGUCCUAUUCCACCUGUCUCCUCUCCACCUCUUACUUCUAAGACAAAAGAGCUUGCAGAAAAUGAAAACCUUGAUCAAGACCUUUGCACUUUCUUGAUAUCACGAGCAUGCAAAAAUUCCACGUUGGCAAACUACUUGUACUGGUACGUCAUAGUGGAGUGUGAAGACCAAGACACUCAGCAGAGGGACCCAAAGACUCACGAAAUGUACUUAAAUGUGAUGAGAAGAUUCAGUCAGGCUUUGCUGAAGGGUGAUAAGUCUGUCAGGGUUAUGCGCUCGCUGUUGGCAGCCCAGCAGACGUUUGUGGACCGGCUGGUUCAUGUAAUGAAAGCAGUGCAGCGUGAAAGUGGGAACCGCAAGAAAAAGAAUGAGAGGCUUCAGGCAUUGUUAGCUGAUAAUGAAAAGAUGAAUUUAGCAGAUAUGGAACUUAUUCCACUUCCUCUGGAACCUCAGGUGAAAAUUAAAGGAAUAAUCCCUGAAAAAGCCACACUCUUCAAGAGUGCCCUAAUGCCUGCUCAGUUAUUCUUCAAGACAGAAGAUGGAGGCAAAUAUCCGGUAAUUUUUAAGCAUGGUGAUGAUUUACGUCAAGAUCAACUUAUUCUUCAGAUUAUUUCACUCAUGGAUAAGCUGUUAAGGAAAGAGAAUCUGGACUUGAAGCUGACACCCUAUAAAGUGCUGGCAACUAGUACAAAACAUGGCUUCAUGCAGUUUAUUCAGUCAGUACCAGUUGCAGAAGUUCUUGCUACUGAGGAAACAAUACAGAACUUCUUUAGGAAACAUGCACCUAGUGACACUGGCCCUCAUGGGAUAAGUGCAGAGGUGAUGGACACAUAUGUUAAGAGCUGUGCUGGUUAUUGCGUGAUUACUUACAUCCUUGGCGUUGGAGAUAGACAUCUGGAUAAUCUGCUGCUAACAAAAACAGGUAAACUGUUCCACAUUGACUUUGGUUACAUUUUGGGCCGGGACCCCAAGCCCCUUCCUCCACCGAUGAAGCUGAACAAGGAGAUGGUGGAAGGCAUGGGAGGGACGCAGAGUGAGCAGUACCAGGAAUUCCGCAAGCAGUGCUACACGGCCUUCCUGCACCUCCGCAGGUACUCCAACUUGAUCUUGAACUUAUUUUCUCUCAUGGUGGAUGCCAACAUUCCAGAUAUUGCCCUUGAACCCGACAAGACAGUAAAAAAGGUGCAAGACAAGUUUCGUUUGGACCUGUCUGAUGAGGAAGCUGUCCAUUACAUGCAGAGUCUAAUUGAUGAAAGUGUUCAUGCCCUCUUCGCGGCUGUGGUGGAACAGAUACACAAGUUUGCACAGUAUUGGAGAAAAUAAACCUUUUGCCUACACAUGGUGGAAACAAACAAAUGCUCAAGAAAGAGACUUUCUCAAGCCAUUUGUGGACUUCACCAAGCAGCUUUGGAAGAAAAAAGCUGCAGAUUUAGGAAUAUGGAGAACUGAGAACUCAGAAGGUAGAGAAGCUUUUUGAAUCUCUGUUCUUCACAGAUUUAAAACCGACCAGUUUUUAAAGGAAAAUGAUUGUUUAUACCAUCCUUUGGGGCCUCAAAGGUCGAAGUAAGCAACUUCCUCUCAAGCCAAAGAUAACUGGAAGAGUCUGGAUUUGAUGGGGAAUUCUUGUACCUGUUAAUAUAUUUUCUUAUUUAAAAUAUAAGUACAUUCAAAGUUACAGCAGUGAGGCUGCAGUUCCGUGGUGCAGUGAAACCCCCACAGAACUAUGGCAAUCUCCUUUCAUCCCUUCCCACCAAAUUUGGGUAAAUUUUAAAUGUAGCGUCUUAUGAUCCUUUAUUUCCCACCUCGGGCAAUGUUACCAUUUAGAAAGGACAAUCAUUUCUUGCCUGCUUACAAAAAUGUUUUCAAGUGUUGAUAAGUUACCCAGCCAUAGGCAGCCGAUUAAAUCAUCACUAACAAGCUCAGCAACCAGAAUGCACAGUGAGUGGUUCAGUAUUUCACGCUUUUACUCUCAAUGUUUUCUGUACAGUGAUUAUAUAUUCCUCACUGUAAUAAAAUCUUCGUUGUCGCAGUCUUGA
Molecule: messenger RNA, 3437 nt
Organism: Empidonax traillii (willow flycatcher)
Lineage: Eukaryota; Metazoa; Chordata; Aves; Passeriformes; Tyrannidae
Gene: PIK3C3
Product: phosphatidylinositol 3-kinase catalytic subunit type 3
Exons: 25
Coding region: 67-2724 (885 amino acids)
Biological process (GO): endocytosis; phosphatidylinositol-mediated signaling; phosphatidylinositol-3-phosphate biosynthetic process
Cellular component (GO): peroxisome; endosome; phagophore assembly site
Molecular function (GO): 1-phosphatidylinositol-3-kinase activity
Source: RefSeq, a predicted model, not a curated record